AUGAGCCCGUUUCAUUCACACGAUGUGGCCUCAUUCCCAGACGACCCCUUAGAAAUAUUCGAAGCACCAAAAACGAGGAGGAGACAAGGGCUGGCGAACAUCCUGCGAGUGGAUCACUACUCUCCGUAUGCAGAAGUGCCGGAAAAAGCGGAAGAACUGACGCUCUUCGUCGGGUUCGUGAGCUAUGUCGCGGAACGGUAUCUGCACGGCUGCGCCUCGGUGGUGCUGUACGACGAUCACUACGAGACGACGAGGGAGCUCCUCCUGAGGUCACUGCUGAGCCGGUACCCGCUGCCCCGCACCCACGGCAAGGCGUCGACGGCGCGGGCGUCCCGGGCUCAGCCCGGCGGCGGCGCGUGCCGGCACUAUGUGCUCCUGCUGCGCGACCUGGCGCUGGCACAGGCGGUGGGCAACCAGAGCGUGGGCCGCGUGGUCGUGGUGACAGAGGCGUCUCCCACGGAGGUUCAGCGGUUCCUGGCCGCGGGACCAUCGCACGGGGUGGUAAAUCUGCUUGUCGUUACGGCGGGUGAUCGCAGAAACAAGGAGCCGGUGCUGGUGCUGCACACGCACGAGCCAUUCGCGGGCGACGGGCGAGCAGGCAGGCUGCUCACGUCGUGGCGUCGCUGUGGCCUCACAAGGGACGUCGACUUGUUCCCGGACAAGUUCCGCCACGGCUUGGGCGGACGGCGUCUCGUGGCAGCCGUCAGCGAACAACCUCACUACGUAAUACUGCGGAGCAGCCAGGCUAGUGGCGUGGUACGGGAACUGGUGGCCCACCGGGCUCACGUAGGCCUGGCAGGCCUCUACGUCUCCCCCUACUCCCUGGGGCAGAUGACACUGUCCGUGGGACACUCCAUCGACUGCGCAUCCUUCAUCACUAGGACGUCCACAGCGCUGCCUAGGUACCGUGCCAUAAUGGGCCCAUUCCACUGGUCAGUUUGGCUGGCGCUAACACUGACGUACCUGCUCGCUAUCUUCCCGGUCGCAUUCUCUCACCAGCACUCGCUCAGUGACCUGCUCAAGAACCCCUGGCAAAUGGAGAACAUGUUCUGGUACGUGUUCGGCACAUUCACUAACUGCUUCACCUUCACUGGCAAGCAGUCCUGGACAUCGACUGACAAGAAUGCUACCAGAAUGUUCAUAGCGAAGUCGGGCCUGGUUCUGCUGCAUGUCAUGCAUUCAUGCCUGGUGAUGCUCUUCCUGUUCUGUAGGGACACCAGCAAGCGAGCAUUCCUGCACAUCGCGGAGGAAUGCUUCGUGCCGUUCCACGUGGCGCUGGGGUUCCCGCGCGGCACCCCGCACAGCGACGCCAUGAACCGGGUUCUGCUGCGUGCUCUGCAGUCGGGCCUGGUGCUCAAGCUGAGGACGGAGGUGGACUGGGAGCUGCAGCGCAGCUCCACGGGCCAUUACUUGCAGGCAGGGUUCUAG
Molecule: messenger RNA, 1428 nt
Organism: Bacillus rossius redtenbacheri
Lineage: Eukaryota; Metazoa; Arthropoda; Insecta; Phasmatodea; Bacillidae
Gene: Ir21a
Product: ionotropic receptor 21a
Exons: 7
Coding region: 1-1428 (475 amino acids)
Source: RefSeq, a predicted model, not a curated record